AUGAUCCAAUUGGAUCUACAUAAAGCAUAUGAUAUGCUUAACUGGUCUGCUCUUAGAAAUAUCCUUACUGAGAUUGGUUUUCCCAGCCAAUUUGUGAAUUGGAUUAUGGCAGGUGUCACUACUGUUUCUUAUCGUUUUAAUAUCAAUGGAGAUAAUACAAAGAGAAUGGAGGCUGCAAGAGGAAUCCGGCAAGGAGACCCCAUAUCUCCAUUCCUUUUUGUUAUUGUGAUGGAGUACUUCAGUAGACUAUUGUUCAAGAUGCAGCAAAGCCCUGAGUUCCAUCACCACUCAAAGUGCAAAAAGUUAAAAGUAACACACCUGACCUUCGCAGAGGACAUUCUGCUAUUUACCAGAGGUGAUACCGUCUCUGUGAACUCUCUUACGUCGACUCUGCAAUCUUUCUCUAGCUCCACUGGUUUGAUUGUAAACCCAGCAAAAUGUCAAAUUUACUUGGGAGCUGUGGAUGAGGUCACGAGCAGAAAUAUCUUGGAGUCUACAGGGUUCAACAGGGGACAGCUUCCCUUUAAGUAUCUUGGAGUUCCUCUCUCGAGUAAGAAACUCUCCAUAUGCCAUUACCUUCCUCUAAUUGACAAAAUUAUGUGCAGGAUCCACCAUUGGAGUUCAAGAUUACUGAGCAUAGCUAGUAGAUUCCAGCUUGUUAAAGCUGUGAGUUUUGCUAUUGCGAAUUAUUGGAUCCAAUGUUUCCCUAUCCCCAAAGCCGUUAUCAAGAAAAUCAAUGCCUCCUGUAGAGCCUUUGUCUGGAAGGAGGUGUGCAAGCCUAAAAGGAAAGGUGGGUGGAAUGUUCUUGACUUGGAGGAAUGGAACAAAAUAGCUAUGGUUAAGCUGUUGUGGGAUUUGGUCAAAAAAACUGAUAGUAUGUGGGUUUUAUGGAUUCAUACUUACUUUAUAAAAGGUAAAGAUAUAUGGACCAUUGAUAAGAGUAUGCAGAACUCCUGGAUUGUUAAUAAUGUGUUGAAAGCUAGAGAAAAGGUUGAUGCUGUCCCUCACUCUUGGCAGGCUGCCAUGGAUACAGGAUGUUUUAAGAUGAGUAAAUUCUAUAAAGAGAUUCUGCAGGAUAAUGUGGACAUGAAUUGGAAUCCUCUGUUUGAUUGUAACAAAGCUAGACCUCGUGCGUUGCUAUUCCUUUGGUUGGCUUGUCAUAGGCGUUUAGCUACUAAGGAGAGGAUGGCAAAGUUUGGUUUCAUCACUGAGUUGCAAUGCUGUUUUUGCAGGUCCCCUGAAAACAUUGAUCAUUUGUUCUUUAGUUGUGUUGCUAUGAAUGAUAUAUGGGCCAAUGUCUUGAAAUGGCUCAAUAUCUCUCACUCCCCUCAAUCGUGGAAUCUGGAAAGUAUCUGGCUUAUUAGAUGUUGCAAGGGCAAGGGUGUGAAAGAUGGUAUCUUCAAGAUGGUGGUAGCAGAGACUAUUUACCAUUGUUGGAAAUGGCGCAAUGAUACAUGUUUUGAUAAAGGUUACAAUAGUGAUAAAGUGGUACAUAGUAUAAAAGAAGCUACUAUACAUAGAGGAUGGUUAUAUAGGAAAUAUAGAGACCAUAUAGUUAAAUUGUUGAUGUAG
Molecule: messenger RNA, 1572 nt
Organism: Vicia villosa (hairy vetch)
Lineage: Eukaryota; Viridiplantae; Streptophyta; Magnoliopsida; Fabales; Fabaceae
Exons: 1
Coding region: 1-1572 (523 amino acids)
Source: RefSeq, a predicted model, not a curated record